Zea mays is the source of this 433-nucleotide messenger RNA. Its product is annotated as protein DEHYDRATION-INDUCED 19 homolog 5. The transcript has 4 exons. The coding region runs from base 20 to 418 and encodes 132 amino acids. Lineage: Eukaryota; Viridiplantae; Streptophyta; Magnoliopsida; Poales; Poaceae. The record is from RefSeq and is a predicted model, not a curated record.
GGCCAGCGAUAAGCAAUUAAUGGAGGUAGAGGCUUGCUACAACUACGGCUUCCUCCCUGCAGACAGAGGCAGGCACCAACCACCACCUCCACCACAUGCCACCCUUCCUCGCGCUGCAGAGGAUGCAGGUGAGCUGUGGGAGUACUUCCCUUGCCCCUUUUGCUACAUCGAGGUGGAGGUGCCCUUCAUCUGCAACCACCUUCAGGAGGAACAUUGCUUUGACACCAGGAAUGCUGUUUGCCCCAUCUGCGCCAACAAUCUAGGGAAAGACGUGGCUGCACAUUUCAGACUGCAGCACACGCAUCUUCUCAAGAGGAGGAAGCCCUAUAGGCCAAGCUCAUGCCCUGCGGCAGCCACCAGCCAAGCAACAUACCAAGUGAACUCUUACUAUGAAGAGGCAGAACCACAGCAGCACUAGAUCCCAGACGCUCUC